GUCACUGCGCAGCGAGUCUCGUGUGUUUACGUGGAGAAACAUGGCGGUGAUUGUUGCCGUAAAGCCCGAAUAAACUGUAGAGAAAACCCGACAGCUGUACCGGUAAACCGGACCGGACGCUCAUGUCAGCCGUGCACGUGUAGUGCUUUGUGUGUGUGUCGUGUUUGUGACACGCGUGUGUUCGUGUUCAACUACAGGAACCGCAGAGAUGAUGGAGGACGACGAGCGACAGAAGAAACUACAGGCCGGCAAAGCCAAGCUGGCCGAGUACCGGCAGAGGAAAGCUCAGUCUGAUGGACAGAAGAAGCAAAAGAAGAAGAAAAAGAAAGCUGAGUCAGAUGUGGAGGAGCAGAGGAGAGAUGAUGGAGAUCAGACUGUAGGAGAUCAGACGACUGUCUUCUCCCUCUCAAAGACUCUUCAUAGUGGAGAAACCGUCACACAUGAUCAGACUUACACCAUAGAGCCGGAGAGUGAGGUGUCCACGACAGCAGAAGACUGUUCAUCAGAGGUUAAUGGUUUCCUGGAGAGAACAGGAAUGACGUCCGUGAUGGCGGAUGAGGAGUCGCACGUGGAGACUGACCUGCAGAGCGGUGGACCUCAUAGUCCGACACAGAUCAUGCAGGACGAGUUAGCCGCUAAAACCCUGGCCAUGGAGGAACUGAGUCGAGAGCUGGAGGAGAUCAGGGCUGCGUUUGGAGUUGAAGGAGUACAGCAGCUGCAGGACUUUGAGGAGGCGUUGAAGCAGAGAGAUGAAAUCAUCACACAGCUGACUGCUAACCUGCAGCAGGCACGAGCGGAGAAAGAGGAAGUGAUGAGAGAGUUUCUGGAACUGACGGAGCAAAGCCAAAAACUUCAGAUUCAGUUUCAGCAGCUUCAGGCUGGUGAGAUUCUGCGAAGCUCCAACAUCAGCUCCACUACUGCGGAUCUUCUACAAGCCCGUCAGCAGAUAUCACUGUACCAACAACAGCUGGAGGAGAAGGACACAAAGGUGAAAGGUCACCAAGAGAAGACAGAGGAACAUUUGUUAUUGAUUACACAUCUUCAGGAAAGGCUGGCUGAAGCUGAGAGGGUCCGCACACAAACUGAAGAAUCAUUUGCUCAGCGUUUAAGAGAUAAAGAACUGCUGAAUGUUGAACAACAGCGUCUGAUCUCAGAGCACCUGCAGACUUUAUCUCAAGUCCAAGAUCAACUGUUGACUUCCACACAACAACUCGAGGAAGUCAACAAACAUUUGGUCGCAAAAAGCCAGGAGCUGGAGAACUGUGAAAGAGAGCUCUCCGUUUCCAGGGAGAAAGAGCGAAUGUCAUCUGGAGAAAUAUUACAGCUUAUGAAAACUGUAGAGGACCUUCAACAACGCUGCCAUCAGGGCAGCCAAUCAGAAGGUGAGAUCAAGCAGAGAAUGGAAGAAGAUUGGACACGGCGAAUGGAUCAGCUACGGGCUGAACUGGAUGAAAUGUACGGAGAGCAGAUUGUUCAAAUGAAACAGGAACUUCGGGUUCAACACGCGUCAGAUUUGGAUCGAAUCCAAGAGCGGCAUUCAGCGGACACGGAGAAGAUAUUCCUGCAGCAUCAUUCAGAGUUGGAGAGGUUCAAAGGUCAGCUGUCUCACAGCACCGGAGACGUAGGCGUUCUAAACACAACGGUCAUUGAACUGCAACAGAAGCUGCAGGAAUCGCAGGAAUUGUGUGAUAAGGCGGAGCGGGAACUGAAAUGGAGGAGCGCAGAAAAUAUCGAUCUGGUGAACCAAGUCGAGCGUUUACACCAGGAGUUGCAGUCUGCAAGAGUGGAAGUGGAAUUAAGAUCCAAGAGUCCAGAGAAAAUCCAGACAGAAAUGCAAAUGCUUCGCGACGCAAUUACUGACCUGCAGGCGCAGCUGGCCGCUGCACAGAAGGCCACCGGUGACCUUGAGGCCAAGCACGAAUCCGAAGUCACCAACUACAAGAUCAAACUCGACAUGCUGGAGCGGGAAAAAGACGCCGUGCUGGACCGGAUGGCAGAAUCCCAGGAAGCCGAGCUGGAGCGCUUGAGAACGCAGCUGCUGUUCAGCCACGAGGAGGAGCUCGUGCAACUCCGAAACGACCUGCAGCGAGAAAGCCUCCUCAACGGGGAGAACUUGAGAGACGAGAUGGCCGUAAGACACCGCGAGGCAGUGGAACUCUUAAGAAUGGAUUUCGAGGACAAAGCGAGGUCCGUUGAGAACGAGAGGGCGGUUUUAGCUGCAGAGAGAGAUGCACUACGUCAUGAGGUCAUGGCUCUGAAAAACGAUCUGAAUCAGGCACUUGAGAAUCUAAAACAGAAAGACAAAAUGAAAGAGGAAAACUGGGAGAAGGAAAGAAAAGACAUGGAGUCUGAGAAUAAGACAUUGAAAGAGACAAACACGGCCAUGAGGGACGAACUGACAAACUUAAAAGCAGAUCGUGAAAUUCUUGAGGAGAAAACUGAACGUCUGUCUUUGGAAAACCAACAAACGCGUGCACUAUUGAAAGACCUUCAGGAUGAGAUAGAAAAGCAGAGGAAUACUUUCUCUUUUGCUGAGAAGAACUUUGAGGUGAACUACCAGGAGCUGAAGGACGAGUAUACAUGCCUGGUGAAUACAAAAGUUCAGCUCGAGGAGCGUUUGAUCAAACAAAUGAUGCAUUACGAGACCAAACUCCGAGAUCUCCACGUGGAGCUUCAGACGGGUACCCUGAGGGACAAAACCGAGGAUGAGGAGGUAGAUGGGAAAACGCUGGUAGAAAAAGAUUCAACUGAGUUGAUGGAAAAACUGGAGACGUCUGAGAGAGAGAAGACGAUGUUGGCACUAAGACUCUCUGAAACAGUCGCUCAGUUGACGUUGAUGGAGGCUGACGUCAAACGUCUUGAAGAGGAGCUGAAGAGAGACAGAGAUGAGACUGUUGUGAGACAUAAAGAGCGACAGGUUGAGCUUAUUGAAGACCGCAGUGUCUCUAGCGGGCUGUGCUCUGUAGAAACUCAUCACAUGCACAUCAGCUCUUUAAGAGAGGAGACGGAGACGCUUAAAUCGUCUCUGCCGAGUGCAGAACAAGAGCGCCGUGUCCUGACGCAGGAAAAAUCAGCACUUGUUGAGCGACUGGCCUCAUAUGGGGGGGUGAACAGAGACCCCUCCUCUCAUCCAGCGGCUCAACGGAGCGAGGGAGGAGAGAGAGAGAGUACUACAGCAGACUCGCUCUAUGUACGCACACACGCAGCGACGCAUGAAGACCUGCUCACGGAUGGCAAGCGCAGACACCCGCAGCAGGUGAAAACUGAAGAUCCUCAGGAUGAUGGGGACUCGAUCAGAUCUCAGUGUUUGAUGGCGACGCAGGACAUGGGCGACUCUGAUCAUGAUGAGUGUCGUCUGCAGUUGGAGGCUCAGCGCAUCAGUCUGUCUCAGAUUCAUGCCGCUCAGCUGGAGCUGCUCAGAGAGAGUCUACUUGCGCAGCUGCGCAGCCGAGAGCAGGAGCUGCAGGAUGCACACGAGAGGGAGCUGCGGUGUUUGCGGGAGGAGUUUAUGAGCGUGCCGCAGGGGGUCAGGGGUCAGUCAGCAGAGCUGAAGGUGGAGUUUGAGGAUCUGGAGGAGAGACACAGACAGGAGAUUGAGCGACUGAAGAUUUACUACCAUGAGCAGAUGAAGGACACAGAGGAGCGCUACUCUGCUGAGGUUCUCCUGCUCAAGAGGAGACUACAGGAGCGUACAGGAGCAGAAGAGAUCUUCAGCACAUCGAGCAUCUGUCCACCCCUGACAAGUGUCAAACAUGAACAUCCUCAGGAUCAGGAGUCUCUCUCUGUAGAUGUUGAAGUAGAGCUGGCGUCUGCAGGUCUGUCACAUGAGCUGCAGGCUCUGCAGAAGGCUCAGUAUGAGAGCUCAUGUGAGGGGCUGGAGAGAAACGUUCAGGAGCAUCAGAUGAGCUCUCAUCCAGAGGAUACGGAUCUCAGACACUUACAGGAGAAACAUCACCGAGAGCUGCUGGAGGAGGAGAUCGCAAAGGUAAUCGUGCAGAUGUCAGUUGAAUUUGCUCAGCACACCGAACACACGAGACUGAGUAAACGGGCCAGAGAGACGAGCACAUCGACACAGACACAGAACACUGAGACUGAACAGAGACUGACAGAUGAGCAGUCGGAUGCUGUAUCCAUGGCAACAGCACAGUCAUGCACACAGUCUUCUGAUGAAGAGCAAACUAUCACUCAACACAGACCAGAAGAUGAUGAAGAUGAGCACAGAGACACUCCACCAGAGCUACCUGAUGAUGAAGAGCAGCAGCGUGGGGUUGUGCUGGCAGAGGACUUUAGUUCAGAGCUCAUCCAGCAGGAAGAGGAACACACGCGUGUGCUAGAGUCAAUCAGAGCUUCACACACACAUCAGAUGGAGUUUCUUCAGGAACACAACACACAACUCACAGCACAGAUACACACACUCAACCAACAACUCCUGCAGCAGAGAGAGCAGGAGCUGUUAAAGGAGAGAGAGAGACAGAGAGACGAUCAAACGUAUCCCAGCAUGCAAAGCAGCAGCACACAGACAGAGCAGAGGAGAGAAGAGGAGGAGGAGACGAAGAGCGAUGGUCGUGAGAGACCUCUGACAUCACAUCAACCUGCACAAGACUCCACAUCUGACAUCAUAACCACAGAGAGAGACCUGCUGCGAAAAGCAAACAGUCGUCUGCGUCUGGUGCUGAUCGAUGUGCUGAAGACGACCGCGGCUGCGGAGGAAACCAUCGGCCGUCACGUCGAGGGAAUCCUGCAGUCGUCCUGUAAGGGUCAACUCAAAGCCACCUGUCCGGCGGAGGACCCGUACAGCGGUCCCCUGAGAGAUGCGUUUUCUGAAAGUUUCCAUGGCAGUGAGACGGGCGCUGAUGAUGUCAGCAUGUUUUCAGGGGAGAUUGAUGAGGGGCUGGAGAUGUCUCAGAGGAGCCAGGGGGUGGAGCUACAGCUGCAUGAGGCGGAGCUUCAGCUAGAGAGGGAGGAGUAUCUGAUGAGCAUCAGUACACGACUGCAGAGCGCAGUGGAGAAACUUCUCAACACCAUCACUGAGACAACCACCGAGCUGGAACAUGCACACAUCACAAAGACCGAGCUCAUGCGAGAAAAGUUCAGGCAUAAUGAGGAGAUGGAGGAGCUGAUCCACAGACAGGAGGAGCUGCAGGAGCGUCUGCGUCAGGAGGCAAGAGGUCGAGAACAGCUGGCGCUGGAGCUGCACAAGGCUGAAGGUUUGAUUGACGGCUACACCGGAGAGCGUUUGGCGUUGGAGCAGCAGGUCCGAGAGCGCGCAGAGCUGCAGCGGCACCUGGAGCAAGAACUGCGAGUGACCGGCAAUCGUCUGCGCGAACUCGAACAAGAGAGAUGCCAGAUGCAGCAGGAGCGAGAGCUGUUGUCACGGCAACAAGACGCCAUGAGAGACGGGGCGGGAUCUCGAGAGCUACGACUAGUUGACGCUGCGCUUGAAGCAGCACCUGAAGCAGACCUGCUGGAGGAGACGGAGAAGCUGAUGGCAGAGAAGGUGGAGGUGCAGCUGCAGGCACAGAAGGAGAGCAGCGAGCUCCUCCUACAGGUGAAGCAGUUAGAGGCGGAGCUUGAGGAGCAGGUGAGCCGAGUGCAGGAGCUGGAGGAGGCGCGCAGGAGCGAGGGAGCCGACCUCAGACAGCAGAUACAGGCCUUAGAAAAACAACUGGAGAACAACCGCAAGUUCAUGGAUGAGCAGGCAGCCGAUAGAGAACAUGAGCGGGACGUCUUCCAGCAGGAGAUUCAGACCUUGGAGCAACAGCUGAAGAACCCACUUAAAACACAAGCAGCCAAUGAGCACAGAGACAGAGAGGUGCAGGAGUUGAAGAGCGCGCUGCAGGAGAAGUCAGACUGGUGCAGUGAGCUGCUCUUAAAAUCUGAGCAGCUGCAGCGAGAUGUGCAGGAGAGAAAUGAGGAGAUUGAGACACUGGGAGCUCGUCUGAGAGAACUGGAGCUCAUGCACAGGGUUGAGGAGGUUCAGCAUGUGUCUAUGGCUGUCAGAGCGAGUGACAUCACACUGGAGGCACAGCUGCAGACAGAGAGAGAUGCUCUGGACAGGAAGGAGAAAGAGAUACUGAAUCUAGAGGAGCAGCUGGAGCAGUUUCGUGAGGAGCUACAGAAUAAAAGCGAAGAGGUGAAUCAACUUCACAUGCAGCUAGAGAUUCAGAGGAAGGAGAUCAGCAGUAACCAGCAGGACCUGCAGGCCCAAAGCCGACUCAAACAGGUCUUGGAGGAGAAGGACGGGCAAAUAGCCGUUCUUAACACACAGAUCACUAAACUACAGCACACAGGAACAGAACCAAAGAAAGAGGUGGUGAAGGAGAAAGACGAAGUUGUCCGUGACUUGGAGGCUCAGGUGGAACACCUAAAGAAUGAACAGGAGCAUCUGAGGAGAAACAAGGAGGAGGAAGUCGACCAGCUUAAUGCAGUCAUUGAGAAACUCCAGCAGGAGCUGUCACACAUUGAGCACAAACAGCCUGUAGAGGAGGAGACAUCAGUGGAGAAGGACGAAUAUGAUGAAAUGAAGCAGAAAAUCGACGAGGUCACCAAAGAACUUGACACGCUAAAAUCCGAUCACCAUUCUCUUCUGAACAAAUAUGAAGGUCUACAACAGGAGGUGCUCACUGGGAGACACACUGAGACUGUGGGGAAGCUGGAGGAGGCACUGGCAGAGAACAAAGAUGGAGUUCUCUGUGAGUUGAAGGCUCAGGUGGACCACCUACAAAGUGAACAGGAGCGUCUGAGGAGAAACAAGGAGGAGGAAGUCGACCAGCUCAAUGCAGUCAUCAAGAAACUCCAGCAGGAGCUGUCGCACACUGUGCACAAACAGCCUCAGGAGGAGGAGACGUCAGUGGAGAAGGCCGAAUACGAUGAAAUGAAGCAGAAAACCGACAAAGUCCCUAAAGAGCUCGACACACUAAAAUCAGAUCACCAUUCUCUUCAGAACAAAUAUGAAGGUCAACAACAAGAGGUGCUUACUGGGAGACACGCUGAGACUGUGACAGAGCUGAAGGAGUCACUGGGGGAGGAGAAAGAUGAAGUUCUCCGUAAGUUGGAGGCUCAGGUGGAACACCUACAGAGUGAACAGGAGCGUCUGAUGAGAAACAAGGAGGAAGAAAUCAACCAACUCAAUGCAGUCAUCAAGAAACUCCAACAGGAGCUGUCACACUUCGACCACAAACAGCCUCAGGAGGAGGAGACGUCAGUGGAGAAGGCCAAAUACGAUGAAAUGAAGCAAAAAAUUGACAAGGUCCCUAAAGAGCUUGACGGGCUAAAAUCUGAUCACCAUUCUCUUCGGAACAAAUUUGAAGGUCAACAACAAGAAGUGCUUACUGGGAGACACACUGAGACUGGAGGGGAGCUAAAGGAUGCACUGGGGGAGAACAAAAAUGAAGUUCUCCAUAAGUUGGAGGCUCAGGUGGAGCACCUUAAGAGUGAACAGGAGCUUCUAAGGAGAAACAAGGAAGAGGAAGUCAAUCAGCUCAACGCAGUCAUCAAGAAACUCCAGCAGGAGCUGUCGCAAAUUGAGCACAAACAGCCUCAGGGGGAGGAGACAUCAGUGGAGAAGGCUGAACACGACAAAAUGAAGCAGAAGAUUGACGAGGUCACCAGAGAGCUUGACACACUAAAAUCAGAUCACCAUUCUCUUCUUAACAAAUAUAAAGGUUUACAACAGGAGGUGGUUACUGGGAGACACACCGAGACUGUGGCAGUGCUGGAGGAGGCACUGGGGGAAGAGAAAGAUGAAGUUCUCUGUAAAUUGGAGGCUCAGGUGGAACACCUACCAAGUGAACAGGAGUCUUUGUGGAAAAACAAGGAGGAGGAAGUUGACCAGCUCAAGGCAGUCAUCAAGAAACUCCAGCAGGAGCUGUCGCACAUCAAGCACAAACAGCCUCAGGAGGAGGAGACAUCAGUGGAGAAGGCAGAAUAUGACAAAAUGAAGCAGAAGAUCAAUGAGGUCACCAAAGAGCUUGACACACUAAAAUCCGAUCACCAUUCUCUUCUGAACAAAUAUGAAGGUCUACAACAGGAGGUGCUUACUGGGAGACACACUGAGACUGGGGGAAAGCUGGAGGAGGCACUGGGGGAAAACAAAGAUGAAGUUCUCUGUAAGCUGGAGGCUCAGGUGGAACACCUACCAAGUGAACAGGAGUCUCUGAGGAAAAACAAAGAGGAGGAAGUUGACCAGCUUAAUGCAGUCAUCGAGAAACUCCAGCAGGAGCUGUCGCACAUUAAGCACAAACAGCCUCAGGAGGGGGAGACGUCAGUGGAGAAGGCCGAAUAUGACGAAAUGAAGCAGAAGAUCAAUGAGGUCACCAAAGAGCUCGACACACUAAAAUCAGAUCACCAUUCUCUUCUGAACAAAUAUGAAGGUCUACAACAAGAGAUGCUUAGUGGGAGACACACCGAGACUGUGACAGAGCUGAAGGAGUCACUGGGGGAGGAGAAAGAUGAAGUUCUCCGUAAGAUGGAGGCUCAGGUGGAACACCUACAGAAUGAACAGGAGCAUCUGAGGAGAAACAAGGAGGAAGAAAUCAACCAGCUCAAUGCAGUCAUCAAGAAACUACAGCAGGAGCUGUCGCACAUUGAGCACAAACAGCCUCAGGGGGAGGAGACGUUAGUGGAGAAGGCCGAAUAUGAUGAAAUGAAGCAGAAAACCGACAUGGUCCCUAAAGAGCUCGACACGCUGAAAUCCGAUCACCAUUCUCUUCGGAACAAAUUUGAAGGUCAACAACAAGAGGUGCUUACUGGGAGACACACUGAGACUGUCGCAGUGCUGAAGGAGUCACAGGGGGUAGGGAAAGAUGAAGUUCUCCGUAAGUUGGAGGCUCAGGUGGAACACCUACAGAGUGAACAGGAGUCUCUGAGGAGAAACAAGGAAGAGGAAGUCAACCAGCUCAACGCAGUCAUCAAGAAACUCCAGCAGGAGCUGUCGCACUUCGACCACAAACAGCCUCAGGAAGAGGGGACGUCAGUGGAGAAGGCUGAACACGACAAAAUGAAGCAGAAGAUUGACGAGGUCACCAGAGAGCUUGACACGCUAAAAUCUGAUCACCAUUCUCUUCUAAACAAAUAUGAAGGUCUACAACAAGAUAUGCUCACUGGGAGACACACUGAGACUGUGGGGAAGCUGGAGGAGGCACUGGGGGAGAACAAAGAUGAAGUUCUCCAUAAGUUGGAGGCUCAUGUGGAGCACCUUAAGAGUGAACAGGAGUCUCUGAAAAGAAACAAGGAGGAGGAAGUUGACCAGCUCAAUGCAGUCAUCAAGAAACUCCAGCAAGAGCUGUCGUCCAUUCAGCACAAACAGCCUCAGGAGGAGACAUCAGUGGAGAAGGCCAAAUAUGAUGAAAUGAAGCAGAAGUUUGAUGAGGUCACCAAAGAGCUUGACACACUAAAAUCCGAUCACCAUUCUCUUCUGAACAAAUAUGAAGGUCAACAACAAGAGGUGCUUACUGGGAGACACACUGAGACUGUGGCAGAGCUGGAGGAGGCAUUGCGAGAGAAAACAGCUGCGUUUGUGGUGGUCCAGGCUCAGGUUCAGGCACUAGAGGAGAGUGCCAGUUCAAAGAUCAUGGAUCUGAGUCAGCGCGUUAAGGAACUUGAGAUGUGUGUUGAGGAGAAAGAUUCUGAGCUGCGUGCCUGCAGAAUAAAGGUGGAAGAAGCGCAAAUUGACGCUGAUGCUCUGCUCUCUAAAGUCACCCAGCUUGAGGAGAAACUUCGGGAGAAGGUGGCCGCUGUGCUGGUCUCUCAAGCCCAGCUAGGAGCUGUCCAAACACAAAGCAAAGAGCUCCAUGAUGAGGCUCAUCCAAAGGACGUGACAUCAGAACUGAGCGGCACAACUGCACAACUGAAAUCUAAGGACUCCGGUGUACAUCUUGAGUCUGAGGGCUCCACUGUGCAGCAACCUAAGAUCCCCAGUGUAAAUCUUGAGUCUAAGGGUUCCACUCUGCAGCUGGAUUCUCAGAGCCCCACCGUCCAGCAGCAAUCUAAGGAGUCAGGUGUACAUAUUGAGUCUAAGGGCCCCACUGUGCAGCUGGAUUCUCAGAGCCCCACUGUCCAGCAGCAAUCUAAGGAGUCCGUUGUACAUAUUGAGUCUAAGGGCCCCACUGUGCAGCUGGAUUCUCAAAGCCCCAAUGUGCAGCAGCAAUCUAAGGAGUCCGGUGUACAUCUUGAGUCUGAAGGCCCUAAUAUCCAGCCUGAGUCUGAGGGCGCUAGGUCACAGGUCGUAGCACCAACACUAACACCUGCCGGGAAACUUAGCAUUCUGAGAGAGAAAUUAAAGGAGCUUGAGGAGGGGUUGAGCGGGAUGCAGAAGGAUCAGGAGUUACAGAAGUAUCUGUUGUGCAGCUCUGAAGAGGAGGUCCAGGAGUAUAAGAAGAGAUUAGCUGUUCUGAUGGACCUGCUGAACCAAAUGAGAACCAGACCUACCCAGCACAGACCAGAGUCAUCUGAUGAGGUGUCAGAUGGCAGCCAAUCAGUGUCCAGGGAGCUGCAGGAGGUCGAAGGUGAAGCUGCAUCCACUAAAGAGGAGUUGAACUGCUACAGAGAGCUGAGCCAUAAACUACAGGAGGAAAUUGAGAUAAAGGAGAGCACUAUUGCACAGCUCCAGACGGCCCUCAACCAGGUGUCAGCGGGUGUCACACGUGAAGGAGACGUGGCCGAAGCUGAGAAACUCCUUCAGGAGCUGCAGGAUGUCAAAGCUCAGCUGGUCAUCACACAACAAGAGCUGGACACUUACAGGGAGCAGAGUGUUCGACUGCAGGAGCUGGUACAGGAGAGAGAAAUGAAUGUCGCACUGUUGAAGGAUCAACUUCACAAGCAUGCAUCACAAGAGGGCGACCAGUCCACAUCAGAUCUUCUGCAGGAGCUACAAGAGGUCAAAGAUGAAGCUGCGUCUGCCAAAGAGGAGUUAAACAGCUACAGGGAGCGCAGCCUUAAACUGCAGGAGCAGAUCGAGGUCAGAGAUGUGUCCAUCGCCCAACUGAAAGAGGAAGUUCAGGAACUGCAGGCAGCUGUGACCAGAGCCAGCGACGAGCCACUAUCUCACCCCAAAAAGAAACAUGGAGACAACAGAAAGCAUCAUGGGGAUGACAAAACGGCCCCACUUUCUCAAGAAAACUCCACUGACCAAUCAAAACGCUCCACACCCUCAGCGUCACCAAGCGGGACCCCCGGACCAUCUCGUGUGGACGCGGGGACGCAGGCUGACCUGCCCGGAGCAGAUGAUGUGGCGGAGAUGAUCGAGGGCUACACGGAGAAGAUCGGACAGAUGCAGGAGCUCCACGCCGCUGAGAUCAUGGACAUGGAGGCCAGACACAUCUCAGAGAGCGAGAGUUUGAAGAGAGAGAAGCAACGGCUGGAGGAUCGGUGCAGGACGCUCAGAGACGCACUGGAGAAACUCCCAACAUCUGAGGGUCUGUCAGUGAGAUCUGAACGACCUUCAGUUUCUCCAUUUAAAGAUGAAUACACCAGCGACAGCAGUUCAGACUGGAGUCAGCGGACCGGUUAUGAUAUCAUACAGCAGGAGCUCAGGACGACACCAGAUGGAGCUCGCAGAGACGUGGAUCCUGAUGUCCUACCUGACAGAAUCAAGACUCUUCUGAGAGAGGUCCAUCAGGAGGGGAUGGAGGUUCUGUCUCUAUCUGAGAUGGAGCGGAGCGGUGAACAACUUCAUCCUCAGACCUGGAGUCUGGAGAGAGACGCUCUCAUCAACACCAUCGAGUCUUUAAAGGUCCUCAUCAGUAAAUUACACACAGACACACAGGUUGAUGGUGACUGGCGUGCUGAGCUCUUAUCUGCCGUCCAGCAGGUGUUUGUUCAAGAGCGAGAUGUGCUGAGAAACUUUCAUCAUUCUCAUCUGGACACCACUGAUGCUGUCGUUCAUCUCAAUCAGCUGGAGAGAAUCUUAACUGAACAGGAUGUUCGUCACAGGGAGUUUCUGGGUGUGUUGUGUUCUGCGGACAGAAAGAGUCUGAUCACAGAGAUCCAACAGCUCAGAGCUCAGAUCAACACACAGCACCACACUGUGGUCAACAGCGAUAUAACAGGAAACACAGAGAGAUCACAGACGCUGGAGUCAGAAGAUCUUCAGACUCAACUCAAACAAACUAAACUACAACUGGAAAAUUCAAUGAAGUCUCAAAACAAACUCCUGAAGGAUCUCGACACACUCAGGUCGGAGGUCUCGGUGAAGACGGCUGAGCUGGAGUCACUGAAUGACAGACUGGCAGAUGAACAGAAGAGAGUCAGAGAGCUGCAGUGGCUCCAUGAGAAAGACAAAUGCAAAGCUGACAGGAAACAGGAAGUAGAGAGAGAGGAAGUAGAGGACCUUAAACUGAUGCUAGAAGAACAGAGAGCUCGUGUGGUUGAGCUGGAGAGAGAGAGACAGAUCUCAGGCCAGCAGACAGACGGGCAACAGGUGUGUGAUGUCAGCAUCUCAGCAGAGCUCCAGGUGCAGUUAGAAGCUCUGAGAUGUCGAGUGGUUGAGCUCAGCAGUGCAUUAGAGAAAGAGAAACAUCUCAACACACAGCUGAUUCAACAGUUAAAGACGAGUGUCACACCUGCUGCUGGGUCACAUGACACGCUCAUGCAGGCUGAAGACACCUGCAGUCAGGUGGAGGCCGGCGUCCUCUCUAUGGAGUCUCUGCUGCAGACGUUGCAGUCGCAGCUGGCAGAGAAGCAGACGCAGACGGUGCAGCUGAUGGAACAGCUGGAGAGACAGAAACUGAACGAACUGCAGCGCAGACGAGAGUUCGAGGAGGAGAAAACCUCACUGUCUCGAUCGGCCACGCAGGACCAGAGCACGCUGCGGGCGGCUCGAGAAGGCACCGCUCGCUUGGAGAGACAGACGGACGAGCUGCGAGCGCAGCUGGACGCAGAGAGAGACGACAGGAGGAUGCUGGAGAGAGAGAGAGACAGGCUGCAGGAGAGAGUGAGACAGCUGGAAGAGAAACUAAGAGUCGUGGAGAAUAACCAGAGCACACAGACAGACGCUCAGUCUGCAGACCGAACCCGUGACUGGGUUUUGCAGCAGAAGACGGGCGAGACUCAGCGCGAGACCACAGACACACCGGCAGGUCAAAGUUCAGACCCUAAUCACGUGAGCAACAUACUGGGCCGACUGCAGCUCAUCGCUGCUAAGAUCAACAGUCUGACCAGUGAUGCCUCGGGCAGGUUAUCUGUAGAAGCAUCAGACCGUGACAGUCUAGCGUGGCUGCACAAUAACGUACAAGAUGUGAUGUCACUGUUACAGCAUAUCCCAUCAGCCCCGUCUGCUCUACCAGAAAGUGCCGGUCUUCAGGUUGGAGGAUCAUCCAGUCUGUUAAAUGAGCGUUUACUCAGACAGAACGCAGAACUGACCGGGUUUGUCAGUCGACUCACAGAAGAGAAGAACGAGCUGAGAAAUCAAAUACUGAGACUCGAGGAGGAACUUCACCGACUCAGACAGAAGAACUUCAGUACACUCACAGUGUCUCUCAGGAGCGGUGCGGAGCGACACGAGUCCCUGUUGUUUUCUAAUGAGCGAGAGUCUUGGACUCAAGAGAAGAGUCGAUUAGAAAAAUCUCUCCGUCAGGCCGAAUCGGAACUGAGCCGUCUGAGAGGAGAUAUUCGAUCCGAUACGCUCCGAGAUCUCACGGGAUCUGAUGUGGACAACAGCGCUCUCAGGAAGCUCUAUGGCAGAUAUCUGCGUGCUGAGAGCUUCAGGAAGGCUUUGAUCUAUCAGAAGAAAUAUCUGCUGCUGCUGCUCGGAGGCUUUCAGGAGUGUGAGGAGGCCACGCUGUCUCUUAUCGCCCGCAUGGGCGGCCGCCCCACACACACCGGUCUGGAGUCGCUCGGACGUCCGCGCAGAGGCUUCACUCGCUUCCGAUCGGCUGUGCGAGUCUGUAUCGCCCUCUCCAGGAUGAAGUUUCUGGUGAAGAGAUGGCAGAGAUCAGCUGGUGUUGCUUUCACCUCUCAGAUCAUCAGCAGGAACGGUCAGAUCACAGGUACAGAUGUGAGGAAUGAAUCUUCAUAUCUUCACCCCGGUGGUGUGGAUGUGUUUAGAGAGAGACGAACACCCAGCCGUGGACGUACAGGACGAGAGUCACCUCGAUCUGCAGCAUCCGUCCAACACCGGUAUCACAUCAUAGCAGGUGACUCUGGAGGUUUACCUUGUUCUCACCUGCAGAACUAUGACCCCGAUCGAGCUCUUACAGACUACAUCUCUCGUCUGGAGGCCCUACAGAGACGACUAGGAAGUGUGCAGUCAGGUUCAUCUUCAUACGCUCAGAUGCACUUUGGAGUCAGAAGAUAAAAGAUCUUCAUUUACAUUCAAUCUGGCUUAAAGAAACUCAGUUGCCUUCUUUUGUGCUGAGCUGCUGUGCUUUUGUAUUCUUACUAUAACGUGGACAUUUCUGUGGGACCAAAAAGACAUUUAGUUUGCGUAUCAUCUUAUAAUCCGGCUUUUUGGCAGCACUUGAAACGGCUUCAGUUUCUGUAUAUUAGUUGGAUAUUAUUUGUUGUUCUUGGAAAACAAUCCUGCUGUUAAUGUAUAUUUGUGGAAUGCUAAUUUAAAUGGAUUAUUUAAGUUGAAUGAAUUUGGUGGAUGGCGAUGAGGUCGGCUGCUAUCGGACUCUUGAUAACACACCUGCUGUAUGUAGUGAACACUAACCGAAAGACUUAAUGAAUGUUAUUUAUGAACGCGGUACAGAUGUGUGGCGUUAUCACAGAUCCUCUACACUGUGUUUUAUUAGCUCACAUGAACAGAUCACUGACGAGAUUUGUAGAAGACAUAUUUUUGUAAAGGUAGGAGCUUUGGAUUUUAUGGGUAUUUUGUCAAAACUGAAAUAAAGAUGAAUAUUUCAAAGCA
This is a messenger RNA of Misgurnus anguillicaudatus (oriental weatherfish), 14848 nucleotides long. The record is from RefSeq and is a predicted model, not a curated record. NCBI's taxonomy places the organism in Eukaryota, Metazoa, Chordata, Actinopteri, Cypriniformes, Cobitidae.